AUGACUUCGCCGUCGCCCUCCCCCUUGCUCGAAGAUCUCAACUCAGACGCCGUAUCGCUUCAAACGACUAGCCGCCUUGAGUCUGGUCUGAGACGCGAUGAAUUGGCCUUCGCAUGGAGGCCCAGGCGAGAGUUGAACUUGCUGGGCUGUUGGGAGACAGUCGUUCCUGCAGCGAUACGAUUUCCAACUCGCCAGGUCUUCAGGCCAGCACGCAGCAUCCACCAGGCGGCGACGGGCCUCAUCCGCGACCAUGCCGUUCUUGCCGCUCUCGCGCCGGACGAGAGCCAGCUUGCCGAGCUCGAAAACAUCUCCGCAGCAGUAGUCUCCGCUACGUCGACAUACGAUGCUGCCGUUGGCCACCUACUGUCCCUCGGUUGGAUCUCCUGCGAAGGCCCUUGCGACCACCAACCGCUCCGGGUACUCGCGCUGCCGACCGGUGAGCUGGGCAAUAUACUCUGCCUACACGUGCUGACCACGGAGCACCAUGGCUGGGGACUCGACAAGAGCAUAUGGCUGGAGGGCCCUUCAAUGAGAAAUGGAGAGAGCGGAUACUGGAAUGAGGAGGCGGCACCUAUUCAACAAGUGUGCUUUGCUCAGUCCGAAGACCGGCAUUCCUUUCUGGCCGUACGGCUUCCGCGGCGGACAGUUCUGUUCCAUCCUGUCUGCGGCCAUGUACGCAAGCCCGUCGGGGCGUCUGACCACUUUGCGCUCCCGCCCUCCCCCAUAGCUGCACGCCCAAUUGGGCACAUUGCAAUGGAACAGACGGGAGGUACGCCCCACGCCGACGUCGCUUUCAACCCGCACAAUCAGCGUCAGUUUGGCCUUGUGGACCAGCGGGGAAACUGGUCUGUCUGGCACGUCCACGACGGCGAUGAAGAGGGCCAAUACACGUUGACAUGUAACAGCCAGCACAGGUGCACUUCCACGGAGGAUGAAGCCAUUUCGACGCCUAGUCCAGUAGAGGAUGGUUGGGCACGCAUCUUGUGGCUCACUAAGGAGACGAUCGCGGUGUAUGACAGGCGACAGAUUGCCGUCUUCGAUGUGGAGUCAAGCCUGAUACAGCUCGAAAGCCCGAGGCUGAUCGCAGAGAACUCGUCUGACUGGAUCCUGGAUGUUAAGAAGCACCCAAAAAAUAAACGCCAAUGCUACGUGUUGACGUCGUCGCGACUUUUCUUACUCAACGUAUAUGGUAUCAACGAGGCAGCUGACGCCGGUUACACCGCGGCGGGAGCUACUACCCUUGACUCAUGGUGCCAUUUCCGGUCUCCGGAGGACAUUACACUACAGCUCAGCGUCCAUUCAACCCACCAAGAAUUCCUCGUCUUCGUUCACUCGCGCCUGAACGCCCUCGUCACGACUUUUCGCUUCGAAUAUCAUGCUUCCAAGCCCGCACGGUCAAUUUUGAGCUCCGAUCCGACUCUCCUACGUCUGGAUGGCUUGGACCCGGAAAAUGGGCAGCAGCGCAUCAUCCAAUUUCAUCUAGAACCGCUCUACUUCGGCGCAAAUGUUGGUGAAGAUCCAGUAUCGGGGCCAGGGCAAGCAUACUCGAAGAGUGGUAUUGAGUUCUAUCAACUUUCCGCGCUGCUCUCCGAUCUCACCGUCCGUCAGGUGAUGCUGUACUCGCUGUCGCGUUAUUCCAACCGGGAGCACGACUUUCCCUUGUUCGUUGAGCCCACUUCCUGGACCGAGAUCAUCCGCAGCCAGCCCGAGGCGGAAGUGGUGGACGACUUCAUCGUCCCGGAUAUGUUGGGUGAUACAGCAAUCCGGAAUCUGGAGAGGAGCCGAUAUGACCUAUCCGAGCCCGUCGAGCGGCAACGCCGACGAGCCCCACAAGAUUCUGUCGACUAUCGCUUUCUUUACGAUGCUCUGCUCGUAAAUAAAGUCUCGUCAAUCGUUGAAGAUACACUUUUUCCAGAACCGGUGGACAUGUCCGCUGUGGUCGCAGAGGCGAGGCAGCUGUUGGUAGAAGAAAAAGGCCCAGUGGACGUUCCUCUAGGAACACUGCUAGAUUUUGCCGGGCUCGACAUAAGUCUGUCUGACGUCGAUGAGACCUCAUCGAAGCUGCAGGAUCUGUUGCCCCUGGAAGAUGAACGAGAAAGGCUGCAGCUACAGCGUAUUGCGUGUGCUCAUGUUCUUAACUUGGCGGACGGACUUGCAGAAGAGCUGCCUACCGUGUCGUCCCUCUACGACACCCUGCUUCAGAACUGGAUCAUGCCGCUGCCGACAGAGGUCCCGAUCCGAGCUCGCCAGAGUAAAGAACGCCUUUCUCGACGUAUCGCAGCGGAAGCCGUGCUAGCUAGCCUCCGCAUACGUCGUCCACGGGCGAGUCAGGAACCAAGUGGCUCUGAGCCUGCCUCAAGCCGCAGCAGCGUUUCUCUGUCGAAUACGUCUUUCCCUCCUCCAGGAUCUGCCCGUGUGCUGUCUUCACUUCCACCCCGUACGAGCAAGGCGUUUUCGCCGACACCCUCUCCGGCAAUUACUCCGGGAUAUAAUCCGCUCAGUAGCCUGAGCGAACACCUGCUAAUGGGCCAACCGCAACCAAUCACCGUAGCGGCUAGUAUCAACGAAGUUCUGAUGCACUGGCAGCCUGGAGCGGAUCCUGCUACCUACGAUUGGGAGGCAACCGAGAGCAAUCUGCAAGAUGAGUGGGAAGAAGACCGAGAAGCAAGCCAGGUAUUGCGUGACAAGGCGAGAAGAAAGAAGCAGCGGCAGGAGAAGAGGCAGGAAAGAGAAGAGGAGCUUUUCAGAGGCAUGGCAGCGACACAGCCACAGCCGCAGCCGCCGACUUUGAGAAGUUCACCAGGGCCAACGCUUCAUGCGACUAGUAGCCAAGCGGCCCCGCAGAGUCAGAGCCAGCCUUUUGGCGGAUUUAUCGUGCAAAGCCAGGUUGAGCCAGUCCUUCCUACUCCUGCUUCCAUUUCAAAACCACCCCAUCGAUCAAUUGCAGCCAGCAAGAUGUCAGGUUUCCCAAGCCUACAACCCGCGUUCACUGUGCGCGUAGAUAUCGACGCGCCAAUGGCCGUAGGCGCACAAGCGGGAAGACAAUUAGCUAUUGUGCCAAUGGUCAGCGGGACCGUAAAGAGUGAGCCGGGUUUCGAGCCAGCGCUUGACGCCGAGCUACAUGGCGUCGGCUACGACUACAUCCACAACGACGCCGAUGACGGUAAUAUGCGUCUCGAUGUGCGCUCGCAGGUCAAGAAUAACGACGGCACCAUCUUUGCGAUGUAUUACAAAGGCACUGUCGCUCUCACCGCGGGCGUCAAAGCCGUCCUGGGAGGUACGCCGGACGCCAAAACUACGGACUAUGGCGACUCUUUUGUCACGUUCAACUUCGAGACGGGAUCGGCGAAGUACAAGGAGCUGGAGAAUGGGACGUAUGUGGCUGCGGGCCAUUUUGUCAAAGAGUCGGGCCAAGGCACGGUUGUGGAGUACAAGGUCGUCGUCCGGAUUGCCUACCCGCGCGAGAAGUUCCCGACGGACUCCGAGCCAGAAUUGGAGACAGCAAUCAGCUCCGUUAGCUUCGUGCACGCGUCGAACGAUGGGGAACGACGGGAUGAAGCGAAAGAACGCUGA
Messenger RNA from Trematosphaeria pertusa, 3573 nucleotides. RefSeq lists its product as uncharacterized. Bases 1 to 3573 code for a protein of 1190 amino acids. The record is from RefSeq and is a predicted model, not a curated record. Gene Ontology annotation, cellular component: RNA polymerase I core factor complex. The transcript is spliced from 9 exons. NCBI's taxonomy places the organism in Eukaryota, Fungi, Ascomycota, Dothideomycetes, Pleosporales, Trematosphaeriaceae. Gene Ontology annotation, molecular function: RNA polymerase I general transcription initiation factor binding; RNA polymerase I transcription regulatory region sequence-specific DNA binding. Gene Ontology annotation, biological process: nucleolar large rRNA transcription by RNA polymerase I.